AUGGAAGGCACAGAGAUCAACUGGGCAAGAUCGGUUUUCAGCAAUCUUAUGGAAAUGGUGAGACCGGCCUCUGACAGGUCUUGGGGGUAUGCCGUACAACUCGGCAAGAUCUUCUUACAUCUAAAGAUCAAAGUCGGUCCCGGUGUUGGAAUACUAAAACGCAGCAUCAUUCGAUCAAGGCAUUUUCUUCCAAGAAAGCAGUCGGCCUCCAGUUCCACAGAGGAUGAGGAGUGGGACGAUGAGGAAGCCGAUACAGAGGGAACCGAAAACAGAACGGACCAUGACGGAGACAAUGAUGAAAGAGCCGAUGAUGGAAACUUCAACAGAGAGGAGGCAGACGAAGCGGAGGCCGAAAGACUAGCCCAGAAUAUCUUUCAGGGCAUUAUCAGAAGAGACGAGGAUGUCAUUGACCUAUAUCUGGAGUGGCAUGAGUACCGGUUUAAUACAAAGUAUAAAGACAUCCUAUCGGACCACUCGCAAGAACACUGCAUCGCCAGAUUGGAGGAAGUGGAGGACAAUAUCCUACGUCUCACCAAAUCCACACCGCUAGUAUUAGAAAAGCUUGAAAAGGGCAAAUUGGAAAUACGCCAAGAGAUAGAGCGGUUAGAGGCUAUAUGCAAACAGAAACAAGUUCCGGUGUAUACCGCUCCGGUCAUCGAAGAUUUUCAAACAGACUGGACAACAGAGGACACCGUGACACCAAGGGACAUUGAGACACCACUGCCAGAAAAUGAUGAGGUACCGACUUCAAAGACUGUUGAAGAACAAACUCUAGAAAAUGUCGAGGUACCGAUCUCGGAAGUUCCGGUUACGAACUUGGAGGAGGCGGUCACAUUAGAAACACCUACUGAGGUUGUUGACAUAACAGACUCCGGUGAGAGAGCAGAUCCUGAUACGACCGAGCAGUCCCCUCCCACUCCACCACCGGAAGCCACCGUUUCAGUUCCUCCUAAGGAAUGGAUUGAAGACCGGCUCCAAGAGUUUGAAGCAUCCGUUUCGGAACGGAUUGGUGAACAACUCAAGAAAUUUGAAGUGUCCACGUCAGGGCAAAUGGAAGACCGGCUUCAGAAAUUUGAGGCAUCAAUAUCAGAGAUGAUUGAUGACCGGAUAGUUGAACACAACGUCUCUAAGCUUCAACCAUUCAAGGAUAGCGCCGAUAAAAUAUUUGACUCGGCCAUAAAGUUCGCCGAUGCGACGAAGCUGGUUGUGGAUCACACUCAAACACGCCUGGAGCAACUCAGCACCGGACUAUGGGAAGAGGCCGGUGAGCGAGAAAACUGUGCUCAGCAUAUUGUAGCUCUGGAGGGUCUCACGUCGGAAUUAAAGAAGGAUUUCGAACGGGAAAGGCUGGACGCCGAGGUUAGCAGAGACAAAGAGGCGCCACGAGCGACUCAGCUGACCGAAGAAGAAGUAGAGGCCGAGAGAAUAAGAAGGGCUGAGAGCAUGUAUCCAGGGUAUGCUGAGCAAAUAGCAAGACAAGCCGCAGCGGAUGCCGAACGAUUAGAAACGGAGCAACGACGGCUGGCGGGAUUUGCGAAGGAACACGAGAAAAAGAAGAAAGCGGCCGCCUCCGCUUCAGCACCGACCGCCUCUGCCUCAGAACCGAAGAAGAGAAAGAAGCCGGCUAGUAAGAAAGUUCGGAUUGUGGAGAUGCUCAAUAUAAUUUCUGACCCGGUCGAGACGGGUACUUCGCAGCAAGACGACCAAGUCGAGAAUGAGCUCGAAGAACAGCUGCGGUACCGAUCUAAAAGACCACGACACUCCACGUAA
Impatiens glandulifera is the source of this 1770-nucleotide messenger RNA. RefSeq lists its product as uncharacterized. Bases 1 to 1770 code for a protein of 589 amino acids. Lineage: Eukaryota; Viridiplantae; Streptophyta; Magnoliopsida; Ericales; Balsaminaceae. The record is from RefSeq and is a predicted model, not a curated record. The transcript is spliced from 5 exons.